AUGAAGCCUUUAAGCAAAAUCUUUGCUUUAACAAUUGCACUGAGGUAUGCCUCUUCGCUCAACAAGGAGGCAAAAUGUCACAGACCUCUUAUGAGCAAGUAUGUGAAAUAUUACCUGAAAUCGUACUUGACUAAGAGUGAACAUACUUUACUGAGACAUUCUUGUUCUGCUCAGACCAUUUCCGACAUGGAUUUAAAAGCCGGUGUUUAUUACAGACUAGCAAUUUUCAAGAUAUGCUGGCAAGGGUACGUUUAG
Messenger RNA from Cylicocyclus nassatus, 255 nucleotides. Lineage: Eukaryota; Metazoa; Nematoda; Chromadorea; Rhabditida; Strongylidae. The record is from the annotation of a GenBank genome assembly.